Messenger RNA from Penicillium olsonii, 846 nucleotides. The record is from the annotation of a GenBank genome assembly. NCBI's taxonomy places the organism in Eukaryota, Fungi, Ascomycota, Eurotiomycetes, Eurotiales, Aspergillaceae.
AUGGCGAGCAUUCAAUCAGAGAAGGACUUUUCAAAGGAGGCUAUCGACCUCGAAUCCAAUCGAUACGAAUACGAUCCAUGGCUUCUUGACGAUCAUCCUUUGCGCUCCUAUCCGACAGAGUGCAUCCCGGGACUGGGAGCCUAUCUAGAUGAGUCUAUAGGAAAAGGGAAGAAGGCCCUUCUCCGCGUUGGAUGUUUAUUGAUCGGGUGCUUAGCUGCAUUCCAACUGAUUCGAUUCCUACCGACCACUACCAGGUCCCUUCCGCACGAACCGUCCGCACAGAUCCACAUGCGUCCUCAGGCUGAUACUUGCACCUUUCCCGCGUCCGAUACACGACCACAGGCUCUCGGGUCAUCUCUCACUGCGGGAUGUGAAGGAGUGCGAAUGAAUGUCUGGUUGCACAAUGGCGAGCUGCAGGUUGGAAACGCAGUCACAAGCCCCAACCUGGACGCUCUGUUCAACCGACUUGACCUCGACCCACUGCUUGCCAGACUCGAUGAGGUAGUUGCCAGUGUGCCCGGCAAAAACCUUGCCGAAUCCCACACUGAUUCACUUGGGACUUUCACUUUGAUGCUUGAUGCCAAAGACUCUCUCCGCGAGCUAUACCCUAUUCUUGUUGGGCAAUUGGAUGAACUUCGGCAACGAGGCGCUCUGUCUCAUUGGGAUGGCGAGUCCAUCGUCGAGCGCCCGAUCACUGUCGUUCUCGUGAGCGAUGACACAGCCGCUAGCAAUUGCGUUAAUUUUUCUUACUCCGACAUCUUUUGGAUCGCCUUCCCAGGGCAUGAAGCGGCGAGUUCCCCUGGAAGAGAUGGCCUCCAGCAGCUAUCGCCUAUCUGUAUGGUCUGA